Cricetulus griseus (Chinese hamster) is the source of this 5272-nucleotide messenger RNA. The record is from RefSeq and is a predicted model, not a curated record. Lineage: Eukaryota; Metazoa; Chordata; Mammalia; Rodentia; Cricetidae.
ACCUUGUUAUGAAGCUCUGUCUUACUGUCUUGCCUGGAACUUUUUUACUUAUGUAGAGCAGGCUAGCCUUGAACUUGUGAUCUUCCAGCCUUUUUAUCUCAAGUAGGUGAAGAGGCAUGUACCACAGCACCAGGCUAAAAGGAAGGAUUUUGAGGAUGAUGAGGGUCUUCAAAAUCAGAGAAAGUAGCAUGAAACAAAAGACUUAGUCAGCUGCGUUUCCAAGAGUGGUCUGGGAGUUAGGUAAAAAGUGAUGCCUCUGGGGAACUUGAAUGCCAUACUAAGGAGCCAAGAAAGGGGUUAUUUAGGUCAAAGAUGAGAGGGGUCUGAGGUUGUCUUUGCUGUUUACAGUCGCACUGAAGAAGGGUAACCAGAAUUUAAGUAAUUAUGGUAUUGCUCCUGUAUCCCCAAGCCUAACAAAGCCCAGAGGUCACUUUUUUCUUUCUUUUUACUUUUUUUUAAAAAAAUUGGUCAUGUGUGAAGAAAAGACAGUCAGGAGAGGACUAGUGAAGGAGCAGGGGAGGGGCCUGUCCACAUUUGACGAUCUCAGUGGAAAAGGCUUCAGCAGCCAGCAGAACCAGAGAUGGCUUCCAUGAGUCACGGUUCAGACUUGCAAGCUCAGCCCACAAAGCCUGCUGUGGUCAGCCACCCCAGAAGAGGAAGAUGAGGUGCAAAGAGAAAAGAGUCCGUGGAGGAACCCACAACAGGGAUCAGGAGGCAGCGCCGGCCAAGCUCUUCUCUACUGCAGCUGUCUGAGCUCCUGCCUUUAGAACGAACCCGCUGAGCUGUGAUUCGGUCCUCCAGUCCCUAGAGGGCGCCGCGUCCCCAGCGGCCUUAUGGUCCCUUCCAGCCGCCAGAAGGUGGCGCCCUCGGAUGCCUGGCGACCUCGCAGUACCGUCGUCGAGGCUGUGGCUGGACGAGUUUAGCGGCACCGCUUCCUGGGACCUGGGACCUAGCCUAGUACUUCCUACGCCUAGUGCUCCCGGCUUGCCUGCCCUCAGACUCUUGCUCCACCAUUUUCAAAACAGUUCCUGGAAGAGCUGGUCUCCUUUCACAUCAAGGCCUAACCCCUUACCCACUUGCCCAGAGCAGCCCACUCUUACCAGAGAGUGAUGGAAGGGCCUCUUGAGGGUGCAGAUGUGUCCCCAGAUUCCCAGGACCCUGAUGCAGAUAGGAGGUUUGCUGUGUGCAGUUUCAGGAACACCCACAAGGAGAAGAAACCUGCUCACCAGAUCCAGGCUAUGGACCCCAGACCUUCAACACUAGCAGUAGGGGCAACCCAAGGAGAUUCCUUGUCCAAGAAGCCUGAAUCACUUCCAGAGCAAAGGGCUGCAAAUGGGGCAGGGGACUGCCAGGGGAGCUUAUUAGGAGGCCCCCCAGUCCAGUCAGAGGAGCCACCCUUCUCUGAAGUGGAAAGCCUCUUGUAUCCUAUGUCCUCUCACCUCAGCCUGACACAGAGUGACAACCAAGGGGGAGGCUUGAUAGGGGAUCCAGGUCCAGGCAAAGCACGGCCAGCUGGUGUUAGCCCUUUAUCAGAGAUGUCUUCAAAGCUACUGGAGGCAGACCCUAGUGGUUCCAGCUUCCAGCCUGCUGACUGCCUCCUAGCUCAAGACAUCACCUGGGAGCUACUGGCCAGUGGCAUGGCUUCCCUACCAGGGACACGUGAUGUAGAAGGUCGAGCAGUGCUGCUUCUGUGUGCCCACAGCCCAGCUUGGCUUCAUCCCAAGUGCAAUAGCUAUGAACUUCUGAAUCUUCUGUUCUACCUGCGAGGCAUUCCCAGGUCCGAAGUACAGGCUCUGGGACUGACCAUACUAGUUGAUGCCCGAAUUUGUUCCCCGAGCUCUUCUCUCAUCUGGGGCCUCAGCCAGCUACAAGAAGCAGCCCCAGGAUCUGUGCAGCAACUGCUGCUAGUUGGAAAGAUGCCAGAGGAAAUGCCUACAGGGCUUCAGUUCAAGCAGCUGUCCUCUCAUCAGAGCCUACUGGCCCACAUUCCUGAUGUGGCAUUGCCUACUUCACUGGGAGGAUGCCUGCCUUACAGCCACCAAGCCUGGCUGGAUUUCCGGAUGCGUCUAGAAACUCUACAGCAGAAUUGUCAGGAGACUUGUGCCCUGAUCCAGGGGGUCAUUGACAGUAUGAAGGCUAUGCAGCAACCAAUGGAGUCUGGAGAAGUUGGUCAGCUGCUACAGCAGGUGCAAUCCCUCAUGCAGCAGGUGUUAGAUUCGCCGCAGUUGUCAUGGUUGCAAAGCCAGGGAAGCCUGGAGCUGGCAUGGCUGAAGCAAGGGAUGCCAGAGGUGACCCUGAGCCCUGAUAACAGGUCUGCAGUAGACAAGGCUGAUGAGCUCUAUGGUCAAGUGGAUGGGCUGUUGCAUCAGCUAACUCUGCAGAGCAACCAUCGAGUACAGGCCCUAGAGCUCCUUCAAACGCUGGAAGCCCAGGAGGAUGGGCUGCGCCAGAUUGAAGUGUGGUUACAGGAGGUGGGCUGGCCAGGACUGGAGGAACCAGAGGAGCCCUCACUGGACUUGCUGCUCCAGGCCCAAGGCCCUUUUCAAGAGCUAGACCAGGUUGCCCAGGAACAGAUCAAGCAAGGGGAGAAGUUAUUGCAGCCACUGGUUGGCUGGGAAGCUGCUGAACUGGGCCCCCUUGGAAAGCACUUUCUAACUCUGAGAUCCCAGCUGACAGAAUUUUCCAGAGCUUUGGCCCAGCGCCGUCAACGGUUGGCAGAUGCUGAGAAGCUGUUUCAGUUCUUUAAGCAGGCCACAACAUGGACUGAGGAGGGACAGCGGGUACUGACAGAGCUGGAGCAGGAGCUCCCAGGGGUUGUACUGCAGCGGCUGCAGCUGCAUUGGACCAGACAUCCUGACCUGCCCCCGGCCCACUUCAGGAAAAUGUGGGCUCUUGCCACAGGCCUACGUUCAGAAGGCAUCCGCCAGGAAUGUCGCUGGGCCUGGGCACAGUGCCAGGACACCUGGCUAGCUCUGGAUCAGAAGCUUGAGGCUGCACUGAAACCACCAACAAACAGUACAGCUACCUUGUGUGUCAGACGGGCCCCUGCCACACCCACCAUUCCUCCACUGAGAAAGGCCUACAGCUUUGAUCGGAAUCUGGGGCAGCGUCUUAGUGAUGCUGCCCAUCAUGGCCAUUUUGCAGCAGCUGUUACUGACUCUUACAGACCUGAGACUGGAGGUGUCCGUCCCAGGUCAUCCCCUUCUGUGCCCCUAUCAGGCAGCUCUGACUUCAGGAACCCCAACAGGCUGCAGCUAGUAUUGGCGGAGAUGGUGGCCACAGAGCAUGAGUAUGUCCGGGCCCUUGACUAUACCAUGCAGAACUACUUCCCUGAGCUAGAUCGACCUGAUGUGCCCCAGGGCCUCCGUGGCCAGCGUGCCCACCUCUUUGGCAACCUUGAAAAACUUCGGGAUUUCCACUAUCAUUUCUUCCUGCGUGAGCUAGAGGCUUGCACCCGACACCCACCUCGAGUGGCUUAUGCCUUCCUGCGCCAUAGGGUGCAGUUUGGGAUGUAUGCACUCUACAGCAAGAAUAAACCUCGUUCUGAUGCCCUGAUGAGCAGCUAUGGUCACACCUUCUUCAAGGAGAAGCAGCAAGCACUGGGAGACCACCUGGAUUUGGCUUCCUACCUACUAAAGCCCAUCCAGCGCAUGAGCAAAUACGCCUUACUACUGCAGGAGCUGGCAAGGGCCUGUGGGGGCCCGGCACAAGAGCUGGGUGCCCUUCAGGCAGCCCAGAGCCUUGUGCACUUCCAGCUCAGACAUGGCAAUGACCUGCUAGCCAUGGAUGCCAUCCAGGGCUGUGACGUUAACCUCAAGGAACAGGGGCAGUUGGUAAGACAGGAUGAGUUCACUGUGCGGACUGGGCGCCACAAGUGCUGUCGUCGUGUUUUUCUCUUUGAGGAGCUGUUGCUCUUCAGCAAGCCUCGUCGUGGGCCUGCAGGUGUUGACAUAUUUACCUACAAGCGUUCCUUCAAAAUGGCAGACCUUGGCCUCACUGAAUGCUGUGGGGAGAGCAAACUGCGCUUUGAGAUCUGGUUCCGUCGUCGAAAGGCCAGGGACCUGUUUGUGCUGCAGGCCUCCAAUGUGGCCACCAAACAAGCCUGGACAGCUGAUAUCUCUCGCCUGCUCUGGAGGCAGGCUGUCCACAACAAGGAGGUGCGCAUGGCUGAGAUGGCAUCCAUGGGUGUGGGGAACAAGGCCUUCUGGGACAUUGCCCCCAGCGAACAAGCCAUCAAUGACCGCAGCAUCAACUAUGUCCUAAAGAGACGAGAUGUUCGCUCUAGGGCCUCCAUUGCUGUGGCACCAUUUGACUAUGACAACCCCUAUCUGGGUGCCUUGGGCUCCCUUCCUGGAGACCGUGCUUCUUGUUCUGUUCUGGGGUCUCUCAAUCUGCACCUGUACAGAGAUCCAGCUCUUAUGGGUGUUCACUGGUCCCUGUAUCCACCCAACUUCCCAGAGGAAGCAGCACUGGAAGCUGAGGCAGAGAUGGGCAGCCAGUCUUUAACUCCUGAGGACUCAGAGGUCUCUUCCCAGUGCCCAUCAGCCAGUGGCUCUAGUGGUUCUGACAGCAGCUGUGUGUCAGGGCAGACCCUGGGCAGAGGCCUUGAGGACUUGUCAUGUGUUUGAGUCCGGCUUGAAGAUGAACAAUAGAUACAACACAGCCAGAUCUCCAAGGAAUACCAUACCUCUGAAUCUACUAUAACAGUGCAUGGCUGGCUCCUGGGCUGUCCCCCUUCCCACCCUUCAUACCCAAUAGGAAUAGCCUUGUUGAUUAUCCUCUCUGAUGUCUAUAACCACCAACUGACUGACCUAGGGCCUUUCCAAGGGCAUCUGGCUACAAAGCCUAGAUAAGCACCAAGCUCCUGGGAUACUUCUAUCCACUCCAGCUACCAGCCCAAUUUUAAGUUAAGGAUAGGAUGGGGUAGAAGUUGAGUAUUUCCAAACUCUAGGCUAGUUGAGUAUUAUGGAGCUCUCAGAAGUCAUGAGGGACACAAGUGGGUUCCCAGCAGCUGUUCCUCAACCCUUGAACUUAAUACUGGUUUCUAGUCCCUUAUUCUUGAAUUCCUUGGCUCCUUGUUUCCAGCUUCUUGUUUUUUGGGGGCCAGCUUGGUCAUUUUGACUUGAUGCUUCUUGCACAACUUUCAGUUAGACUUAUCUACUGGUUUCACUGGUCACUUACACUCAAGUCUUAUCAGAGAAGGAGUCUAGGCAUUUGUCUUGUGAUUUACUCUUUUAUUUGUUUAUAAUAAUAAAUAGAGUGAUUCGUAUCA